GUACGCUACACUACGGUGACCACUGCCCAACACGGCUCACCUCUCACGGAGUCACGGACUUUUAUUUCUGGUACUCUCCACUCUAGGUUGGAUGGACAUUGGACGUACGUACGUAAAUACCCGUCCAUCCAUAUCCAUCCAUGAUGAUCCAUCCUAUUCCUACGAAAAAAAAUCCUCCAAAAAAAUAUAAUCAGCAAUUGUCCUCCACCAGCCGGCGGCUGAGUUAAGUUGCGCGAACGAUGUGUGUGUGGGUGGGUGAGUGGAUGGGUGUGGCCAUGAUAUUGCACGACCGUGGCUGUGAAGGAGCGCUGCAGUCGCAUUUGGAGCCGGAGAUGGCAGCAGCCCGGCCGGCCGGGCCAGCGAGACGACGAGUCGCGACUCGCGAGCCUCGAAACAGACACUCCCAUCUAAGCAAAACAAAUUGCCUCCCAGGCUCCCAAGAUUUCUGUUGGGGGCCCGGGGGGCGGGGGGGCCACCGAAAUAGGGAUUCGUCAGGCAUGCCGUCGAUGUCGAUGUCGAUGUCGCCACACCUUCUUUGCUAUGAUCAUCAUCAUUAUUAUCACCACCACCUCCGGGCUCCUCCAGGCUCCUCCUCCUCCACCAUGACCUUGCAGCCAGAGCAGAGCGGCAGAGCACAACCUAACCAACAACAAAAAAAUACGUACAUACACACUCUACCUACAUAUGCACGCGUAGGGAGUUCAAACUUCAAACCCACAAAGAAACAAAGAAAGAAGGAAAGCCCUGCGUCUACUCUAACUUCACCGUACACCGUACGUACCCCAGAUGGCACGUACUGGCAGAGCCUGCCGGAUCUAUCUAUGUAUAUUCACCUGCCUGCCUGCCUGUGAGGCUGUGACGGUCUUGCAGGAUGGAUGGAUGGGCGGGCGGGAGGUGGUGAUGGACGUAUCGCUCGCGAGUCGCUCGUUCGCGCCCAUGUAUGUCAGAAACGGAAAAAGAAACCGGCAGGCAACAAGCAACAUUGGACAUAGGCGUACCUAAUACCGACAUGCUUACCGGUACUUGAGGAUCUAUAUCAAAAUCAAAAUAUCUGAAGCAGAAGAAGCAGAAGCAGAAGAA
This is a messenger RNA of Tricharina praecox, 1080 nucleotides long. RefSeq lists its product as uncharacterized. The record is from RefSeq and is a predicted model, not a curated record. The transcript has a single exon. The coding region runs from base 240 to 851 and encodes 203 amino acids. Lineage: Eukaryota; Fungi; Ascomycota; Pezizomycetes; Pezizales; Pyronemataceae.